Messenger RNA from Neoarius graeffei (lesser salmon catfish), 1060 nucleotides. RefSeq names its product zinc finger BED domain-containing protein 4-like. The record is from RefSeq and is a predicted model, not a curated record. Gene Ontology annotation, molecular function: protein dimerization activity. Lineage: Eukaryota; Metazoa; Chordata; Actinopteri; Siluriformes; Ariidae. Bases 44 to 871 code for a protein of 275 amino acids. The transcript is spliced from 2 exons.
ACUCCACCAAGAUGUACCAACGCGCUGGAAUAGUUCUUUCUACAUGCUCCAGAGUCUCUUGGAGCAGAAACUGGCCCUCGCAUCAUAUGCAGCAGAAUACGAAUUGCCAUGCAACUUCACAGUCCACCAAUGGAAAUUGAUUGAAAACACAAUAACCAUCCUGGCCCCGUUUGAAGAGCUAACCAAAGAAAUCAGCUCAUCCACUGCGGACGUAAUUCCAUGCAUCCGAGCGCUCACUCGUCUACUUGAGAAAACAACUGAGACGGACCAUGGCGUGAAGACGGCGAAAUCAGUGCUACUGGAAGCUGUCCGACGACGAUUCGCUGACAUUGAUGCACAGAAGUUGUACACAAUAGCUACAAUGCUAGACCCGAGGUAUAAAGACAGAUAUUUCUCAGAGGCACUCAAACCAUCUUUCCAUGAACAGCUUCAGAACGCCCUUGAAACCAGCCACCCUGAACUACCCAUCACUACAAGCACUGUGGAGCAACCCAGUUCCAGCAAGUCAACUGACAAGACCCCACCUGCCUGCUCUUUGCAGGCAAUGUUCGCAGAGUUAGUCGAUGAGGUAGCAGGGCACAGUGAGCAGGAAAUUACCAUUAUCACCCAGGUCAGCCAGUACAUGGCAGAGUCUGUAUUGCAGCGCAGUUCAAACCCACUUGCCUAUUGGCAGCUGAAUAAAGGCCGCUUCCCUGCACUUGCACAGACAGCAAGAGCCUAUCUUUGUUCACCAUGCACAAGUGUGGAUAGUGAGCGGCUCUUUAGUACAGCUGCAAACAUCAUUGAUGACAAAAGAAACCGUCUCACCCCCAAAAAUGCAGAGAUGCUCAUAAUGAUCAAAAGAAACUUGCCCCAUGUUAUUGGGCAGUGAAAGAUUUUGUCCUUUGUGAUAGUAGGCCUUGCACGUUUUGGUUUUGUGGCCAAUUGUUUAUUUUAUCUUUAACCAGCAUUAACAAGCCAGUUUUCAAGUAGCCCAAGUUUUUUGUAAUGUGAGUUAGAAGCUGUCUGCUUGGCUUUCUAAUGUUCUUUUAUUUACAUUUUGAAUGGAAAGAUUCAUAUU